AUGUAUCAAAGUAUUCACUUAAUCACCCGCUCCUCGGACUCCCCAUCUGCGCUCUACCGUCCGGUAGAUCAAAUUCCGCCAAAAAUGUACGAAGCUCCGCCCCCCUAUGAGUGUUUCGUCCCGCCACCAACGACUUCAACGACGAUUGCCACGACUUCUGAUGAUAAUAAUGAAUGGAACUGUAUUAUGGAGAAUGAGGUCAACGGCUCCCGUCGGACUCCGCCCCAAAUCUCUUAG
This is a messenger RNA of Caenorhabditis briggsae, 237 nucleotides long. The record is from RefSeq and is a predicted model, not a curated record. The transcript has 3 exons. Lineage: Eukaryota; Metazoa; Nematoda; Chromadorea; Rhabditida; Rhabditidae. Bases 1 to 237 code for a protein of 78 amino acids.